Oikopleura dioica is the source of this 366-nucleotide messenger RNA. NCBI's taxonomy places the organism in Eukaryota, Metazoa, Chordata, Appendicularia, Copelata, Oikopleuridae. The record is from the annotation of a GenBank genome assembly.
AUGGGGAACGGAAACUGCAAUGCUCAUGUUAUUUCAGUGGACGAGCAAGACACCUGCGAAAGAGCCCUCUGCGAGUGUGACAAACGGUUGGCAGAGAGAUUGAGCUACUUGGAAGACACAUCAAGCUACGACUACCACAGCCAGUACGGUGACUUCAAUUUCUCUGAAAUGUGCGUUCCAAAAUGCCAGAACUGCCAAAAAUGGGACGAGUGCUGCGGAGAGUAUCCCGAGCGCUUUCCGUUUUUCUCUGAUUUCGGAAACAAAGGGUGCUGUGGAAAGAAGACCUACUACAAGUCCGUCCUCCAAUGCUGUAAGAAUGACAUUUUGCAACCCAAAGGAACAUGCCAAUAUGGUUAUGGGAAAUAG